AUGGUCCUGCCGGACUUCGAACGCAGAGACCCCUUUAUGGCAAUGAGAUCAUGGUUAUCUCAGCUGAUGUUUCACACGGAGGCGCUCGGAUUUAUUCGCAAAAAGUGGGAAUCGACACAAGGGCAGAGAGCAGCACGUGGGGACGUUAUCAGUCUUCUUCGGGCGAUUGUAUCAGCCAUCCCCGAGUGCACCUUCACCCUGGAUGGAUUGGAUGAAUGCGAUUGGGCGAAAGGAUCCUGGUCCGGGAACAGCGAUGACUCCAUUACCAGCUUUCUUAGAGCCUUAAGACGAGCGACCGCAGGCACAUCUACGCGGAUCCUGAUCGUUAGCCGGGAUGAGCCAGAGAUUAGACGUGGCCUUUCCAACGAGAGUCCCUAUGACCCGGUGUUUGAGCAUCGGAUCAUACCUGAGGAUGUUCAAAACGAUGUCUUGACGUAUUGCAGAAGUAUUGUAGAGGAGAAAUUGUCGACAAAGACCGAUGAAGCAAAGGACGAGAUCACAAAGAAACUAGCGGAUCGCUGUAAUGGACAGUUCUUAUGGAUCAGGCUGCAGCAAGACACUCUGCGCAGCGGCAAAAGCCAGAGAAAGCUUGAGCAAGCCAUCAACUCUACUCCAUCUGGGAUCGAACACAUAUUCGAACGAAAUUGGAUGAAGAUUAUGGGACUUACAGAGGAGGACAGAACCCGCGCUAUCUCCCUCCUACGCUGGACUGCAUUUAGCCUACGUCCGCUGACAAUUAGUGAGAUAUCUGGAGCACUAGUCAUCAGCGAAGAUGAUGAUGAACUUCUACUGGAUGAUUUGCCGGACAGUAUUGACGAGUACUACGUGAAUACCGAGAUAAAAGAGCUCUGUGGGUCAUUUUUAGAAGUCAGAGACGCUCAAGAUAAGAGCGAUGUCAGAUUGAAAACGGUACAUCUGACACAUUUCUCGGUGAAGGAGUACCUGCUCCGUAAUCUUCCCAUCGAAGGCAAAGUUCUGCAGCCUAAUUCAACGUUCAGCUCAUCUACCGAGGUCAUCGAGAAUACGAUAAUUGCCAAGAAGUGCCUUCGCUUUGUGAAUAGUCAAGAAGCCUGGCUUGGGACGUCCGGAGUACAGGUCGAAGAAUUUUUAAGCACCUUUCGAAAAUAUGCGGCUGGGUCGUGGUACCGACAUGUCGAGCUGGGCAACAUGAGCGACACCGAGUUGAGGAGCUCCGUCGCUGCACUUUUUGAUCCAAAAAACCCAAACUGGCCUUUGUGGAAGGCGUGGUUUGACGCAAAUGACACGAAAGCCGUGGAGAGGAAUGCAAGAUGUGGAGUCGCAACAGCUGGCCCUUUGUACUACGCAUCCUGGCUUGGACUGACAGAUUCUGUGGCUUCUUUAAUCCACGAGCUCAAGCCUGACGUAAAUAACAGGGGCUAUGAUGAACAGACACCCCUGGGGGUAGCCAGCGAGGAGGGGAAUUUGGAGAUUGUUAGAACUCUCCUUGAGCAGGGGGCGGAUGUCACGAUGGCAGAUAUUGACGGAUGGACACCAAUAUAUACAGCGUCACACAUUGGCCACACAGAGGUGGUCAGACUGCUUAUAGAAAACGGUUCAAAUGUCAACACCUCCGAAAGCGGUGGGUGCACUCCAGUUAAUACGGCUUGUUACCAAGGGCAUGUUGAGACUGUGAAGUUACUCCUCAAGAGCGGUGCAGACAUCUAUACUGCAACCAAUAAAGGAAUAACACCUCUCUAUGCAGCCUCAGCCGGAGGACAUAUUGAGGUAGUAAAACUGCUUCUCAAGUGGGGGGCAGACAUUGAUUAUGCCAACAAAUAUGGAGACACGCCUCUAUCAGCAUCAUCAAGCAAAGGCCACCCUGCUGUAUCUAAGCUACUUGUUGAAACUGGGGCAGAUAUUGAAGCAAAGAACAAUUUCGGGCGUACACCGCUGCAUUUAGCGUCACUUGACGGCCAUAUUGAAAUAGUCAUACUACUUCUUGAACGUGAUGCCUAUGUUGAGGCAAAGGAUAUUCAUGAAUGGACACCGCUAAUGAACGCCUCAUUUGAAGGUCAUGCCGAGGUAGUCAAGGCACUCUCUGGACGGGGUGCCGAUAUUGAGGCGAAAAGUGCUAAUGGGCAUACGGCUCUAAUGUACGCCUCAACAGAGGGUCAUAUUGAGGUGACUGAUAUUGGAUUUACGCCGCUAAUGUUUGCUUCAUCCUAUGGCCAUAUUGAGGUGGUCAAGUUACUUCUCAAACACGGUGCAGAUUUUACAAAUCGUGACAUAACAGGAACCACCUCACUGCAUGUAGCCGCAUAUGAUGGCCACGUGAAGGUGGUUGAGAUAUUCCUUCAGGCAUCAAGCACCCAUGUUGAUGCCUUGAAUCGGUUGAACCGAACACCACUGUUUCAAGCUGCUGCCCGGGGCCACCUUUGUGUAGUAAAUACCCUUCUUUCGCAUAAGGCCAAUGCGAAAAUCAAAGAUCACUAUCGCUCUACACCUCUACUUAUGGCUGUCAGAAACGGGCACAAGGACGUUGUCGGACGGUUGAUCACCCUCGCAGACUCCUCCAUUCACUUUCAGAAUGGGUUAGAUCAAACUUUACUUUGGUGGGCGGCAAGAUGUGGGGACGCUGGAAUUGUUGAAUUGAUAGUUCGCUGGGCAAAAGAACAUAAUAUCGAGGCUAUUGAGAGUGAUCUCCAGGUGGAUGGCUCUCUGGUGAAGCUGGGUGAGCCUUCUAGGUACUGUGAUGUGUGCAUUCGAGAUUUGCGCGCCAACGAAGUCUACUACAAGUUUAAGACCUGCUUCGACUUUAAUAUCUGCUCAGAAUGUUUUUGA
Messenger RNA from Aspergillus oryzae RIB40, 2802 nucleotides. RefSeq lists its product as uncharacterized. Gene Ontology annotation, molecular function: protein binding. The transcript has 3 exons. The coding region runs from base 1 to 2802 and encodes 933 amino acids. The record is from RefSeq and is a predicted model, not a curated record. Lineage: Eukaryota; Fungi; Ascomycota; Eurotiomycetes; Eurotiales; Aspergillaceae.